UAGCUUGUAUUCUAGUGGCUGCGCUCAGAUCAGCGGCAUGCUUCACGGAGAUAUGUACCUUUCGUUCCCCUCAGCACCACCGACAUGGAUUGCAAAACCCCCGCUCUUCUUUUGAUCUUGUCAUCCCUCAUAUGUCGAGGAGAAGCGAGUAGCCACCCCCCAAAUGAAGUUAAUCUGCUGGAUUCAAAGGCGAGUCAGGGGGAGCUGGGGUGGAUCUCCUACCCAGCCCAUGGGUGGGAGGAGAUCAGUGGGGUGGAUGAGCACUACACGCCAAUCCGUACGUACCAAGUGUGCAAUGUAAUGGAGUACAAUCAGAAUAACUGGCUGAGAACAAACUGGAUUGCACGGAAUUCUGCCCAAAAGAUCCAUGUGGAGCUCAAGUUUACUCUGCGAGACUGCAACAGUAUUCCUCUUGUCUUGGGCACAUGCAAAGAAACCUUCAACCUAUAUUACAUGGAGUCUGACGAGGACCAAGGAGUCAAGUUCAGGGAACACCAGUUCAGCAAGAUUGACACCAUUGCAGCAGAUGAGAGCUUCACUCAGAUGGAUCUUGGUGACCGUAUCCUUAAGCUCAACACCGAAGUGCGAGAGGUAGGCCCUGUGAGCAAGAAGGGCUUCUAUCUGGCAUUCCAGGAUGUGGGAGCUUGUGUGGCACUGGUCUCAGUACGGGUAUACUUUAAGAAAUGCCCAUUCACAGUCAGAAACUUAGCCAUGUUUCCUGACACAGUCCCCAUGGACUCUCAGUCUCUGGUAGAAGUGAGGGGCUCAUGUGUCAAUCACUCCAAGGAGGAGGAGCCUCCCAGGAUGUUCUGCAGCACAGAUGGCGAGUGGCUGGUACCGAUUGGAAAGUGCCUGUGUAAUAGUGGCUUUGAGGAGCGAGGGGCAUCCUGUCAAGUUUGUAGACCCGGCUUCUACAAAUCCUUCUCUGGGAAUGUGAAAUGUGCCAAGUGUCCUCCACACAGUUACAGCCAUGAAGAAGGAGCUGUGUAUUGCAAGUGUGAAAAGAACUACUUCCGAGCACUGAAGGACCCGGCCUCCAUGGCUUGCACAAGACCACCCUCUGCUCCAAGGAAUGUCAUUUCCAACAUCAAUGAAACAUCUGUCAUUCUGGACUGGAGCUGGCCUUUGGACACAGGAGGCCGUAAGGAUGUGACCUUCAGUGUGGUGUGCAAGAAGUGUGGUUCCAGCAACCGCCAUUGUGAGCCAUGCCGUGAUGCUGUCCGCUUCUUGCCUCAGCAAAUAGGACUAUUCAACUCCACAGUCACCGUCACUGACCUUUUGGCUCAUACCAACUAUACGUUUGAGGUGGAGGCUUUCAAUGGUGUUUCAGACUUGAGCUCUGGCCCUCGACUAUUUGCUGCUGUCACCAUCACCACCAAUCAAGCCGGUAAGGCCCCCUCUGCAGUAACAGUCAUAAGAAAGGACCGCACCUCCAGGAACAGCAUCUCCAUGUCAUGGCAGGAGCCUGAACAUCCCAAUGGCAUCAUUCUGGACUAUGAAGUCAAGUACUAUGAGAAGCAGGAACAAGAGACAAGUUACACCAUCCUGAGAUCAAAAGGCACGAAUGUAACCAUCAGUGGGCUGAAGGCAGACACUACUUACGUGUUCCAGAUGCGUGCACGCACAGCAGCGGGUUAUGGCGGGAGCAGCCGCAAGUUUGAGUUUGAAACCAGUCCUGACUCUUUCUCCAUUUCCAGUGAGAACAGUCAAGUUGUGAUGAUCGCCAUCUCUGCUGCUGUUGCGAUUAUUCUCCUCACUGUGGUGGUCUAUAUACUCAUUGGAAGGUUUUGUGGACACAACAAGUCAAAAGAGACUGAAGAGAAAAGAUUGAAUUUUGGCAAUGGUCACUUAAAGCUCCCUGGCAUCAGGACCUAUGUGGACCCACACACUUAUGAGGACCCAUGUCAGGCUGUGCAUGAGUUUGCCAAGGAGCUUGAUGCCUCCUGCAUAGCCAUUGACAAGGUGGUGGGCGCAGGAGAAUUUGGAGAGGUGUGUAGCGGACGCCUGAAGCUGCCUUCCAAGAAGGAGAUCUCAGUGGCCAUCAAAACUCUGAAAGCUGGCUACACAGAUAAGCAGAGACGAGAUUUCCUGAGUGAAGCCAGCAUCAUGGGACAGUUUGACCAUCCAAAUAUCAUCCGACUGGAAGGGGUUGUGACCAGAAGUAAACCAGUCAUGAUUGUCACUGAAUAUAUGGAAAAUGGUUCCCUGGACAGCUUUCUUAGAAAGCAUGACGCCCAAUUCACUGGAAUCCAGCUUGUGGGGAUGCUUCGUGGGAUUGCUUCUGGCAUGAAAUAUCUGUCGGACAUGGGAUAUGUCCACCGGGACCUGGCAGCUCGCAACAUCCUUGUGAACAGCAACCUGGUGUGCAAAGUGUCUGAUUUUGGGCUGUCACGUGUGCUGGAGGAUGACCCAGAGGCAGCUUAUACCACUCGGGGUGGGAAGAUCCCAAUCCGAUGGACGGCACCUGAAGCUAUUGCUUAUCGCAAAUUCACCUCAGCUAGCGAUGUAUGGAGCUAUGGCAUCGUCCUCUGGGAGGUCAUGUCCUAUGGAGAGAGACCUUACUGGGAGAUGUCCAAUCAGGAUGUGAUCAAAGCAGUAGAUGAAGGGUAUCGCUUGCCUCCUCCUAUGGACUGCCCUGCUGCUCUCUACCAGUUGAUGUUGGACUGCUGGCAGAAAGACCGGAACAAUAGGCCCAAGUUCGAACAGAUUGUCAGCAUUCUGGACAAGCUGAUCCGGAACCCCAGCAACCUUAAAAUAACUGCCAACACUGCCUCCAGGCCAUCAAACCUUCUACUGGACCAAAAUAGCACUGAUGUCACAGGCUUUCGCUCCAUGGAGGACUGGUUGGAGAGUGUUCAGAUGGUGCCCUGCAAGGACAGCUUUGCUGGGGUUGGCUACAGCUCCUCUGAAACUCUAACUAAAACAGCUGCAGAGGACUUUAAGAAGAUGGGUGUCUCGAUCGUUGGACCACAGAAGCAGAUAAUAAGCAGCAUUAAAGCACUUGAAACGCACACAAAGAACGGCCCUGUUCCUGUGUAAGCAUGGACCUUCUCAGCUCCAGGCCACUGAGGAACAGGUCUGAGGGUCUCAGGAAGACCACAAAGCACUCUGAAUCUGGACGCCUCUAACUCUUGGGGGUUGCAUAUUGUUGCCUUAAUACAUUAAAAUGUCCAUAAGGGAGCAAAGCAGCAUUGCCUCGCCAACCCUGUUGAGGGGAGCAUAGCCUCUACUUGCUGCACCAGAAGGCUGAAAGUCCUUAUUCAGAUGAGCGGAGAUAAAUCACACCCUGAAUCCCUGGGGAAAAUGUGCAGUCCAAUAGGAAUGCAGUGUGUUUCUGUAUGUCUCAACUCAGAUCAUCACUUUUAUACGAAAGAUAUGUGGACCUGGAGGACUCGAUGCCCUGUGGAGCGGGGAAGAAGGACAUUUCUGGAUGAAUAUUUUUUUCAGCCAUAAAAUCACUUAGCAAUAAAUGAAAGUAAUGUCACGGAGAGAAAAGCCUGACCAGCCAAUGGACAGCCAGGUUCCAGAGUCUGCCAGCGGGUGUAUGCAGGGUAGUAGCACGUGGACCACGCAUUGGAGAAGUCUGGGUUGGCCUGACACUUUUACACACUGAAUUCCUGUUGCACCUUUUUGUUCAUUCUUCUCAUCCUGCAGCUCUUUUAACUCACCCACCCAUCAGCAAGACAAGUGCCCUAGAGCACUAAAAGCAGCUGCUGGGAAGCCUACCCUCUCCUGAAGGCCACAGAACUUACACGAAAGCAGGAAAAGAAGGGUUCUUACAAAUGGAGUCUUAUGUGCAGGUUUGGCAAGUGUUAUUGUCCAAAUGCCCCUAAAAGUGGACUUAGACUGCCCAUAUUUUGAGACUUGAAAUCCACUAUACUUAUUAAGGUCAGUUUCCCCAUAACGAGGGAGGCUUAAUGUGAUCUGGGCAUGGUUUUGCAUAAUAAAAGCAGCCACUAAUGAAUUACCAUUUUGGUCAGAAACAUGCCAAAGUGUAUGUGUAUUUAUACACAUUAACAGCUACUUGUUAUGAACCAACUAAUAAACAUUUUUUAUCUUUGUAUGAAUGGCGAUUGCCUGUUACCCUUAUGCAUAAAACAAUAUCCUAUUGUGUAUGACCUGAAAAGCUGAAAUGUUUGUGACUCAAACAGUACUAACUGGCAAGCUGUGCUGAGCAAUGACACCUUCAUGUCAUGUUGGAGUUUACCGGGUUGAACAACCACACAGUAUGGCUAGUUGGAGGUUUUUCAAGAAUUGCUACUCUCUCUUCAUGAUGUUAGAUGUUUUUUGCAUUACAUAUACUAUAAAUGAAUUAUACAGUAUUAUUUCAUUUUAUUAUAGAUUGGUUUACAGCUAUAUUUGCAAACACUUCUACGCUGCAGACCAAGUAAAUAAACAACAGAUGUCAGCCAGGCUAAUGCUGAUCGCAACAAAGGUAUUCACUUUUCUUGCACUUUUACUUGUAAACAUUUUAUGCUGGUUUAUGUUGAAGCUCAAAUUAGACUUGACUGGGAUGAGAACUAAAAUUGCGUUAAUGUUGCACAACACGAAUAUUAAAGUUCCCAGGUUGGGAAGAAAAAAGUUCAUCUCAUUAUCCAAGAUGAAAGUAAGGAACUCAGGGAAACAUGUAGACCCGAACUUCUUCCACUUGCUGACCUUUCACAUCAUUUAACAAGGAUAUCACAACAAGAAACUUGGCUGCAAUAACCGUGACAAUUCCAGCAUCAUCUUAUUUGGUCAUCAACAUAAACCAACACGUAAUAUAAAAGGUCAAAACGUCGACUAAGUUUGUUGCAACUGGUCUAAGCCUAUUUUCAUGUAAAAUGGUUAGUCUGCAAGUUUUUAAGUCAGUGAAAAUAUUCCAGUGAACCAAAAAACAGUAGUAGGAGGAAAUACAACAUGCUCACAAAUACAUUUUUGUAGCAGUAAGGUUCAUAUUCAAUGCAAAAUUCGUUGUUUUUAAUAGUGGUUUUUAAUUGUAUACUCAUUCUGAGGUUGUGGAUGCUUCUUACUGCGUGAAUGCUUCAGCGUUAUUGCUGAGAUGUGAAGGCAGCCAUUUCAGCCACCAUGCUUCCUGUUGCAGGUUUGUGGCAUUUGAAAUCAAAGGUCAGUCAGUGGGAGAUGUUGUGGUUUCUUGAUGUUUCUUAAGUUCUCAAAUUUCAUUUUAUGACUUAGAGCAUGACAUGAAUGUGUUUUUCCACUCAGAGCUCAUAUUUAAAGAAUGGUUAUUCUGACGCAAGGGGCAUGCCCCACAAUAUCCACACAUGCAUGCCAGACAGAAAAAAGUAGCCUUUUAGAUGUAUCAAAAAUGAUUGAUAUAAUUCAUCUGCUGCCAUUACAUACUCUAGCCAGAGAGGAAAGCUCUUGGGUCUGCAUCUCCUGGCCUUUCCCAUCUACAACAGUGCCAUAUACUCCACUUAGAUAUAAAGAAAAGCAGAGUUGGUUUGGCUUAUUUCAACAAGAAUGAGUGCAUGCCAUGGUCACCUAGUCAAGUAAUGCCUUAAACUGAGCAGAGUGCCAGCUUGCCAACAGGAGUCCAUUGUGUGAUUCACAGUAUUAUUAUAAUUGCUAACUUGUACAUAUGUAAAGAUAUAGUGUAUCCCCAGCUAGCCUCACACCAGUGUGGCCAUCACAGUACAUGUCCUGUGUAGACAUGGGCAGAAGAGACGUCCAGGCAAGUGAGCAAAGCUGCUCUGAACUGCCAGAAGAAAGAUCCUUUCUGUGCAUUAUUUAUUUCCACUCACCAUCCACUUAAAGGGUUUCCUUUCAUCUAUAAUUAUUUCAAACAUGCCACAUGAUUUUUCUUUUAUUAUUAUUGCUACCUUUUGUUAUUAAUUUGAUUCUGUUGAAGAAAGUAGGUUCACAAAAUGGAGGGAUAGUUUGAUUCUAUAAAUCCUGAGUUUUAUUGUGUAUUAAAAAAAAAAUAUCCCUCAUAUAGGUUUUUUGUGUGCAGAUGUAGAUUGCCUCCUACUAAUGUAAAAGGGUUUGUAGUGGAAACAUUUAUAUUUUUAUAAUAAAUAUAAUGAAAAUAUUUUUUACAGAAUGCA
Molecule: messenger RNA, 6047 nt
Organism: Polypterus senegalus (gray bichir)
Lineage: Eukaryota; Metazoa; Chordata; Cladistia; Polypteriformes; Polypteridae
Gene: epha3
Product: eph receptor A3
Exons: 17
Coding region: 85-3039 (984 amino acids)
Biological process (GO): cell surface receptor protein tyrosine kinase signaling pathway; protein phosphorylation; axon guidance
Cellular component (GO): neuron projection; plasma membrane
Molecular function (GO): transmembrane-ephrin receptor activity; protein binding; ATP binding
Source: RefSeq, a predicted model, not a curated record